This is a messenger RNA of Periconia digitata, 1071 nucleotides long. The record is from the annotation of a GenBank genome assembly. Lineage: Eukaryota; Fungi; Ascomycota; Dothideomycetes; Pleosporales; Periconiaceae.
AUCAACCAAAAACAACACAACAUGUCUCCCUCUUUCCGAACACCCCGUAACCAUAUCACGCCAUCGAGCAGCAGGGCAUCGAGCUCACCUACGGACGGCAUAAAACAAGUCGCGAGCUACCUGAAUAAUCUUUCAGACCUUCAAGUGAUGCAGCUGGCUGUUGGUCGCAAGGUCGGAUACAUCCCUGCGCCUGAAUAUCUGAAGAACCUGGUGGUUGUCUGCCUCGACGCAGAACAUUUCGCACACCCACCUCGCAUGCUGACCGAACUUGGGUUCGCUACUUAUUACCUUUCGGACGUGCGACAGGUCUGCAAGGAUCCAGGACCCCAUGGAGAAGAGAUCCUAAAGACCAUCUACCCCUACCAUUACCGGAUGAUUGAGUCCGCUCAGUUCAUCAAUCAUGCAUUUUUGCAUGGGGACCCAGAGAUGAGUCGUUUUGGAGAAACUCGAUUCGUUACCAAAGACGAGAUGAGCAGAGUACUGGACAUCAUCUUCGUCAACCCAGUUGACCCCAACGAUCUUUCCCGCGGAUACUGUCCUGUCCUCUGUCUCGGACAUGCGAUCAAAGGAGAUUUGAAGAUGCUGGAAGACGAAUUCGAUUUCAAGUGGAAGGAUUACGGAACGAUCGUGAGGACCCUCGACACGCAAGUCUUUGCUCGUGAAAAAGGCUUGUCCCAGAAGCAGAUCAGCCUCAAGAAUCUCUGCACUGCUUGCGGUUUCACGGCUGUCAAUUCUCACACCGCGCUCAACGAUGCCAUGUACACGUUGAUCGCAGCCGUGCAGAUGGCGUUGACCCGCGACCAUGACAUGAACGCGACACGUCCAGAUACUGACUCCAAACCCAGCGGCAAGUCUCUGAAUAGAGUGAUCAAGAAUCUGAUAGAUCCGUCACGGGAAGUAUCGCUUGGGGUUGGUAUCAAGAAGUACUGUACGGCUUGCGGUAGGUAUAAUCACCGCAAGCCAGCAUGUACAGCCCCGAAGGAAUGUGCCAUCUGCUUGAAAGCAGAACGCUUCGAUUUCAUGAAAUCUCAUAUAACACAGUUGUGCCCAAUGUGGUAUCGGGAGACUUAG